GAUGUACACAGCUCAGUAACACCAUGUCUACACUGUCCCCACCUGCCACCUUCUUCAGUCAGUAAAAACAGUGCAAAUGUUUGCAAAGGCGCAGAUGCAAAUUUGUACUGAAGGGAUCUGACAGGAUUUUCCAUUCAUACAGCUUCCCUGUUAGACCCCCCACAGCCUCAGGCUGCUCAGAUUACUUUUUAUGUUACAUGUGAUAUUUAUAGCUACAGUACCCUUAUAACAUGACUGCCAUGACACGUAGUCACAUACAGACUGCAGGUUUCUUUGCUCAGAGUACUACAGUGGAAAUUUAGCCUUGCAGCAUGGAUAUAGUAUUAUGAAGAUACAGUUAAGUAAAGGUUUAGGCACUGGGAGGCAUUUUAUUUUUCAUGUUUUCCAAAUUUGAAGUUUCAUUUAUGCGAAUAGCUUGAUAAAAAUAUUUUAAUGCUUGACUGUAAUCACUUCAGCAUGACCUUUACACUGUAUGUAGUAUCUAUUUACUAUUCAGAUAUGUUCAAGAAUGUUUUCAGUCUGAUAUUUAAAGAUUAUGCUGGUGGAUUUUCAUGUUUUAGUCGUUUAGGACUACAUCACUGUAGGUCAUUUUCUGAAAGAAUUCCAUUUGUUUGUAGGUUGUUUUUCUAUUGAUUUAUCAUUAAAUGUUUUAUUUAUAUUAGAAGGAUAUGAAACUCCUCUUGCAGAGACUUGAAACAUGCUUUAGAAAGAUGAUCCAUCCCAUUACGUGUAAACAGGGACCAUUACAUUUGUGUAUUGAUUGUUUGACUUUGGUAAUGCUUUAUUUUGCAGGUCCUUUCAUUUUAUACUAAUUUGCUGGAAAAAAUUGAGUAAUUUGCAGGUAUUUAAUGGUUAAUUCUUUGAGCAUUUUAUAGAGAGGGUGAUGCAAUUAGGUACAAAUUAUAAGAAAAACUGAAAAAAGUGUUAAAUUGUUUAUGUGGUAAGUGCCAAUUCAUUAUAUUUGGAUUUUUUAAAAAAUCUUAUUAAAUUACACUCUUAACAAUUAUUUAACUGACAGAGAAUACUAAGUUUUACAGUGUGUAUUUUUGUGUGUCAAACAAUAUAUUAGCAUAUUAGGUUUUUUCAAUAAUUUCCUAAAAGUAGCUGCUGUGUAACCAGUAAUUCUUAGGACAUUUCUUUGACAGGGUUUUGUCACUCGGUAGUACACAGGAAAUGUUCUCAUAAUAGAGUUUUUAAGAAACAAACAAUAUGCUAAUAUAUAGUUUGACAAACAAAACUAUACACUGAAAACUGUCAGUUACAGAAUUGAUAAGUCUAAUUUAUGAAGAAUUUUUGCAAAUUAACGACUAUGUAUAACCCGACUAAACCAACUUACCACCUCUUUUUUCUUUUAAUUUGUACCAAAUUGCAACACGCUCAGUAAAAUGUCCUAAAAAUCAACGGUUAAAUACCUGUAAACUACUCAGGAAAUUAGUAUAGACUGGUAAAAUAAAACAUUACCUUUAACAGCACAGCUCAUGAAUAUUAGCAAAGUCAUCAUUCAAAAUUUUCAAAGUGUUCCCUGCUCAAAAAUGUUAACUCACUUUAUGAUAAUUAACCUUGAUGAGAAAAAAAGGCAAUGAAGUGUUCACUUGAAUGGAUAAUUUAUCUCAAGCAAGUAUCAAGUCUUACCAAUUUGAUCCCUGUAGCAUAUCAAGAUGAAGUGAAACCAAUAUGGUGUUCUUUGGAACAUAGUCAGAAUAAUGUAAAAUGUAUGUGAUUUGUAGUUAAAAGCCUAAAUCAAGUAAAAUUGGACCAAACAAAAUGUGUAGUUGGGCAGGUUGGUGAGGCGAUGAUUAGGUUUGAUGGAUUAAAAAGCUGAUUUUUCUUUUUUCCUGUUCUUCGCUAAAUAUUUCCUGAUAUCACUGAUUAGAGGAUGUGCUCUUGAGACUUCGUUCCCUGUUUUUCUGCUCCCAACAGAUGAGAACUUCACUCUCAAACACGACAGAGCCUUCCUGUUGUCGAUGGCCAAUCGUGGGAAAGACACCAACGGCUCACAGUUUUUCAUAAACUCUAGCAUCCUGCUCUUCCAAGCACAACCAAGAUGGCACCUCAUCUCGAUGGAGUCCACGUCGUCUUCGGUCUAGUCAUCUCCGGCUUUGAAGUGAUAAAGAAGAUUGAGGGGCUGAAGACUGAUUCAGCUAGCAGACCGUACGCUGAUGUGAGAGUGAUGGACUGUGGACAGCUGAUCACCAAGUCCGCUAAUGAUGUUCUUGAAGGGAAGAGGAAAAGAGCCUCCCAUUCUGCUGACUCGUCCCUCAAUUCCCAUGACUCGUCCUCUCAGUUCUCCUCUUCAGCAGAGUCUGAAAGUGAAUCUGAUGAAAAGCUCAAACAUCACAAACACAAGAGACGCUCAAAGAGUAAACGGUCAAAAAAGAAAAGGAGGGAAUCAAAGAGGGAGAAGAACAUUGAUGUUCUGCCCUCCAGGCAAAGUCCUGUGGAAAGAGAGAUGCUGGAGGGAGAGAUUGAAUUGGAAGGAGAGAAGGAACAGGGCGGGAAGAGAGAAAAGCCUGUAGUUCGACCGGAGGAAAUCCCGCCUGUGCCAGAGAACCGUUUCCUGCUGCGAAGGGACAUGCCAUCUCAGGAAGAUAAAACAGAGAUAGUUGAGAAAGAAGAAUCGUCUCUUUCAACUGACCAAAAACCAGCAGUGUCCAAGUCUGGACGGAAGAUCAAAGGCAGAGGAACAAUGAGAUAUCACACUCCCACAAGGUCUAAAUCCCGUUCUGCAUCUGUGGAAGAGCGUGGAAGCAGUGAAACUCCGCCACACUGGAAAGAAGAGAUGAAGAGAACCAAAGUUUAUCAACCACCAAGUAUCGAGAGAUGGAGCAAAGGAGACAAAUUGAAUGAACAUUCCUCAAGCAGAUGGGACGACAGAAGUGACUCUGCAUGGUCCCGGUCUGCAGAGCACUCUUCAGACCGCAGCUCUGAGAGGUCCAGCCUGCGCCGGCAGCAGAAGAAAGAGAAGAAAAAAGCGAAACACAAGAAGAAAGCCAAAAAACGUAAACAUAGCAAGAAGAAAAGCUCCAAGAACAAAGCUCAAGAGCGUGUCCUGUCAGAGGAUGAAAGAUCAGUUUCUUCAGGAAGAAGGUCUAAGUCCAGAAUGUCCCGCUCUCCAUCUCGUUCCUCUUCAAGUCAACGACAUUCGUCACCUCUGAGGAGACGACCAUCCUCAGCGUCUUACAGAGACUCACGAUCUUACUCCAGAUCCUACACAUCCAGUCGAUCCAGAUCUCGAGGGAGGUCCCGGUCUUAUUCAAGGUCCAGGAGCUUGUCUAGGUCUAGAAGUCGAUCCCGGUCCAGAUCUCAGUCCUAUUCUCGAUCCAGGUCAAGAUCAAGAUCCAGGUACAGAUCCAGGUCUCCAUCUCGAAAGAGGAGUUUAUCAAGAUCUCCAAGAAAGCGAAAAGCCAGUAAGCCUGAUUCAGAUGCCAUGAUCCACGUACCUGAGAAGCUCUCAGAGAGCAAAGUCACAUCUGUCUCCAGACUCCCUGCUGUCCCCGCCCCAGAAAGUGUCCCUGUGAUCCCAUUGAGCGACAGUCCUCCACCGUCACGCUGGAAGCCCGGUCAAAAGCCCUGGAAACCCUCCUACAUCCAUAUUCAGGAAAUCAAAGCUAAAGUAACUCCCAGCAACAUUUCCUCCACAGGUGACAGCGUUACAGAGAAAGCUCAGACCUCCGUUACACCAAAGUGUCUGCCAGGUGACCACGAAAGCGACAAAGCACACAAACCUGCACGGCGCUCACACAGCAGGUCUUCCAGAAGCAAGUCCUACAGCCGCUCUUACAGCCGUUCAUACAGCCGCUCAUACAGCCGCUCAAGGAGUAGAAGUUACAGUAAGUCCAGGUCCAGAUCCCCUCAUGAAAGCAGGUCAUCAUCUUACAGCAGAUCAGACUCUGAAAAGUCCCAGAAAUCAAGUAGCAACAAGAAGAAUUCAUUAGACAAAGAAUGGAAAGAGUUUUACAGUUCUCUGAAGAGGAUAAAACAUUUAGAUAAGUACAUUUCAAUUACCGGUAGCCAGGAUGCUCACUCAGAAUCAGAGAACAGAGUAGGCAGCGAGACUGAUAUCAGUGGCUCUUUGGAGAAAAUGAAAGAGAAAGGCGGCUCACAGGAUCAAGAGACAAAACACUACAGUUCAGUGCCAGCAGAGAGCUUUAAUAGCAGGUCUGAAUGGGAUAGUGACAGUGAUAAAGUGAGCCAAAGCAACAGCGCCACCCUAAAAAAACAGAAACAAGGAAUUCAGUCCAGUGAACUUCUUGACAAGAAGCUGUCUGCUCUUACUGGAUGGAAUUCUGAAAGUGAUCCAGAAAACAUAACAAGUAAGACAUUGGCCAUAUCUGAAAAAGAGGAAGGAGAGGCAAGUUCAGAAUCUGAUUGCGAAACUUCCAAAAAGACAUUGGAGGCAGCAGUCACUGUGGCACACAAGACUGCUGCUGCUUCUGGUCAGUCUGGGGAAAGUCCUGAGAAGGCGGCAGAGCCAGAGAAGCACAAGAGCAAGAAGAAGGCCAAACGUAAACAUAAGCACAAGAGGAGAGGGGAGAGCAAAAGUGGUUCCCAUCGCAGUAAGGACAAGACAAAGAGAUCUAAGAGGAAACAUCAGAAGCUGAAAGAGACUUUUCACUGGCAGCCACCUUUAGAGUUCGGAGAGGAGGAGGAAGAAGAUGAAUCCAAACGAGAGAAACAUAGUCCAAGUAGCGUUGUCAAAGAAAGGCCUGGUGUGGAUUGUAUGAAUAAAACGGACCAAAAUUUAACCUCCUUAAACAAAAAUCCUACUAGAGAAGAAGAAAGGGGGCAGCAGAGGGCAAAAGAAUGUAACAAAAACCCAAAACAAGCUGAAUCUCAUCUUCAGUCAUCCAACAGGAAUGGUGCCAACAGUACUAACUUGUCCAGCGUCAAAGAGGAGCAGGAGUCAUUAGAUGAUAUGGACAUUUGUACUCCAGAGCAUGAAACCGAAACAAUUGUUGAACCUUCAGUUACACAUGAUUCUCUUAAUAAUGCCACUGAAUUAACCCUAAAAACUACCUCAAAGUUUUCAGAUCUGGCCAGUAAAGAUUUACCUCAGCUUCACAGCAAAGAGCAGCCGUCUGUUACCUCCACAACAACAGCUGAAGGACUGAAAGAUGAGGUAGCUACUGGCAAACCUACUGGUAAUGUAAUAAAUUUCAAAUGGAGGCCUUUAAAAGGAAUGUCCGCACCACAGAAUGUGAACGUGCCACCUGUUACCGUGAAAAACACACAACUUCAACAGAGCCAGACCCAGAACACGCAAGGAGUGAAAAUGGAGAUAAAAAGUAAAAGCCGCGUCCGACCCGGAUCGCUGUUUGACGAGGUCCGUAAGACCGCACGACUCAACCAGAGGCCGAGGAACCAGGAGAGCUCCAGCGAGGAAAGAUCCCCCUCUGUGGGAAAGACCCGUGGGAAGUCACGCACACGGUCCCCGAAGAAGUCCACCAGAAAGUCCCGCUCCGUUUCCAGUCACCGGUCCCGCACCAGAGGGUGGUCCCACUCCUACAGCAGAUCCAGAAGUAGAUCCCGCAGCUCCAGCUACUCCUCCAGGAGCCGGAGCAGGAGUCGACGGAGACGUGGGAGAGGACGGUCACACUCCCGCAGCAGCACAUACCGAAGUUACAGAAGUCAUAGUCGGACUUACAGUAGAAGUCAUUCCAGAAGUCGCUCAUACAAUCGCCGUAGGAGAUCCAGGUCAGAUUCCUCUGACAGCUAUUCCAGUCGGAGUCGGAGUGCGAGCAGGAGACGAGGGCGCAGGCGAAGUGACAGCUACAGGAGCUCAGACCGCCGAUCCCGGUCUUACCGCUCCUCCAGUCGCAGUUCUUCCAGGCGCAGAAGUCACAGUCGCAGCAGUCGGUACAGUUGAGCCGCACCUCAGGCAGGCUGUCAGGUUCACUUCCACUGAGAGGGAACAGAACAACAAAGUCUGGACACUGUACACACAAAUAGCAAAUUACUUUUAUCGUCACACAUCAGCAACUAAAGCUCCAUCUUGUAUACUGUUUUAAAACUGUACUGUAUGUCGUCCUCCAUGGUGAUACCAGUAUACAAGCUGAUGUAACUGUCUUUGAGGAAAUGAAUGUUAUUGAACGUGAAUAAAUAAACCACUUUUACAACCUUACGCAAAGGCAGAUCUCUUUUAGGGACUACCACAGCUGAGAACAACUGGGUUCAAUCUCGUCAACAUGGCCACUCUUAACAGAUAUUUUCUAUGUGAAGUUUAUACUUCUUACAAAUAAUAUGAAGUAAGCUGUAAAUAUUUUUAUUAUUAUAUAUUUGGGUAUUCUUUUUUUUUUUUUUUUUUUACUUUUGUCUUUUUAUACACUGAAACAACUAAAUGUACAUUUAUUAUAAAUGUCUAAUCCUCUUCUCACAGCUGUGAAGAGUUAGUGAGUUUGGGUUGAAGUUAUGCCUUAAAUUCAGGGUCAGAAAGACAAGAUUGUUAUCUGGUAAAGUCCUCAUUGAAUGAAAAAUAACUUGUUGGUUUCUGUAUCUGUCUCAAGCUGUAAUUUGUCUGUUGUAUUCGUUUUGUUACUGUAUUAUGACUGUGCAAACUGUACUCAAAGUAUAGUAUGUCUGAUUUAGAUUUUAUUUGAACAGUUAUUAAUAUUUACACUUAAUAAAUACCAACAGAUCUUAA
Thunnus maccoyii (southern bluefin tuna) is the source of this 6640-nucleotide messenger RNA. RefSeq names its product natural killer cell triggering receptor (gene nktr). Gene Ontology annotation, biological process: protein folding; protein peptidyl-prolyl isomerization. Gene Ontology annotation, cellular component: nucleus. The record is from RefSeq and is a predicted model, not a curated record. Gene Ontology annotation, molecular function: peptidyl-prolyl cis-trans isomerase activity. The transcript has 13 exons. Bases 2045 to 5866 code for a protein of 1273 amino acids. NCBI's taxonomy places the organism in Eukaryota, Metazoa, Chordata, Actinopteri, Scombriformes, Scombridae.